CCUAGUGGACACGGGGAGGAUCGUCAAGGCGGGCUGCCCUACGGCGCAGGAGGGGAGGGCCCAGAGCUGGAUCCCAGCCCCGGGCUGUGGCGGGAGAGACGCCCCCUUCCAGACCUUGGGCUGAGAGAGCAGAGCCUGACCUCAGGCUGUGGGGAAGUCGAAGCCCCCCUUCCAGACCUUGGGCUGAGGGCGGGACCCAGACUGGAGGCUGGGGGAGGGCAGAAGAGGCGAGGCCUGGGGCUUCAGGAAGGGAUGGGUGGCAAGGCCCAGGGGUGGGUUGGUCUCUGUCCUGAGAAAAGCAGGACAGAGACCAGCCCACCCAGAGAUGCCCCCCACCCCAUGCUGCCCAAAUGGGGAGACCCUGGGCAGCGGUCUUAACCCAGCAGCCCAAAGGUUUAAGGCCCUGGCUCUCCUCCCCUCCCCUUCCCUCCCUUCCCCUCGCCUGGGCUUUUGACCCCUCCCAGCCCCUCCCUUCGCCUCCACCACCUUUGCCCGGUGGUGGUGACGUUGCGGUGUCUCUGGCGCAGACCAGGCCGGAGGCUGGGGCUGGAUCCUGGCGGCCAUGUUCUCCCUGCUGUCCCUCCCCUCCUGGCUCCCCAGCCUCCCCUCCCUUGAGUGGGGCUCCGGCCUCCUUGACGCCCUCCUGCAAGGUGAGCCCCUCCCCCAUCCCCCUCAGCCCCACCCCCUCCGGGGCACCAGCCCGGCGCAAGACGAACCCCACCCACGUGCGUCUCCCACCGCCCCCUCCUCUAACCCUACCAAGCCGCCUACCCUCCCUACUAACCCCGUCAGGCCUCGUCGGGGCCUGCGGAGUCUCCGUCCUGAACAACCUCCUGAAGGUCUACUUCUUCGUGGGCUGUACCAAUGACCCGGAGCGGCGGCUUGAAAAGGAACGGCUGCGGGCCCAGUGGGCCUCGCUGGAGACCGUGCACCUGGCAGGGCUGGCCCUGAUCCUGACCGUCGUGCAGGUCCGGGUGGCCGCCCUUGUGGUGCUCGAGUUCUCCCUCCGGGCUGUCUCCAUGCUGCUUUCCCUGGACAAGGGCGCCCGGGGCACCGAGAGGCUGCAGCUGUACCUACCGUGCCAGUACCCGCUGGGCUGCGGGCUGACCUGCAGCCUGAGCUUCCUGCAGGAGGGCGCCCCGCACCGCACGCUGAACCUGCUGCUGGGCCUGGGGCUGGCCGCGCUGCUCCGCUCGGGCACCCGGCGCCUCCGCCGCCACGUCUGCCAGCUCUACGAGCUGCACAGUAGCCAGCGCUACUGUGGGGUCUGCCUGGGCCUGCUGGCUGGCGCUUGCAGCCUCCCCCGGCUGCUGGGCCGCGCCCUGGCCGUGACCUUUGCAGUGGGCAACCUGGCAGCCGUGACCCUACUCAACCGGGACUUCCUGACCACCUCGGAGGCUGUGCGUUUCUGGAUGCCGCUCACCAUCUGCUACGCCCUGCUGGUCAUCUACAUGCAGGAGGAGCGGCAGCAGCAUCCCGGCGUGCAGAGCCAGGUCCAGACGGUGCUGGUACGCAUGUGCGGCCUCUUUCUGCUGCUGCUGACCAUGGGCCACUGGCUGGACCUCGUGGGCAUCUUCACCUCCCUGCUGGGCGAGUUCUGGUGCCUGCUGGACACCCGCACCCUGUUUGAUCUUUGCCAGAUACAGGAUUUCCCAUCCCAGAGGCCUUCCGCGUCAGCUCCAAGCCAGCCCCGGCCCUCGGCACCUGCCCAGCCGCAGGGGACGGCCCCCUCCUGACUUACUUCAGCGAGGACCUGGAGUCUCUCAGAGCCGCCCGGGCUCACCUGGAGGCCUUGACCCCAGGAUACUGCCUGGCGGCAGGACGGCAGGGCUGCCCCCCACCUGGAGCACUGGGGGCCCCCGGGAGGGAGGAGAGGAUUUGGGGCUGGGCCCCUCAGAGGGUGGGGACGCAUGGAGGCUGCUGGGUUAACCCUCUUUUUCUCAGGGUGGGCAAUGGGUACAGCCCCUCAGCCCUGCCUUCCCGGAGCGUUGGGGGGUGGGGAGAGAUUGUAUCCUCAGAAUGGCUUCCUCCUUUACCAACCCCCCUUGCCCUGUCCACAGACAGUAAAGGUGAUUCUCUCAGAUUUGUCUCAGAAUCAUGAACGCACAGAGAGGUGAAGAGGCUUUCCUAAGGCCACAGAGCUCUCUGACUGAGGCAGGCUCCUGGGAUAUGGGCCAGCUGGGUCCCUGGGGUUCAGGAAUUUACUAUUGUUGUGGCUGAGGACAUGACAGGGAUGCAGUGGCGUGGAUGGGCACGUGGUCUGGGACUCACCUGCUUCUUGGGUGGAUGAUGCCCGCAUCCUGUCCCAUCCUAGGCUAAGAAACAACUGGAGGGAGUAUGAUGCCUAGGCCUCUAUUGGUGCCCUUGGUCCCCAGCCUCUGACCCUGACACGAGGAUCCUUGCCGUCUCAGCCCUGUUCAGCCUUGUAUCCCCUGCAGGGCCCAGCUCAUGAAGGCCACAGAGUAUAUGGAAAAAGGUUGGGUACCAGCUCCCCUGCUUACCUGCUGUGUGGCCUUGGGUAGGCCACUGCCCCUCUCUGAGCCUGUCAGAAGAACAACUACCAUGUGUUGGGCACUGCGCUGAGCAUUUUUAUUACCUCAUUUCAUUUUAACAUCAGCCCCAAGAGGCAGGUACUCUUAUCCCUUUUUAAAGUCAGAAACCGAGGCUCAGAGAGACUAAGUAACUUGCUCAAGGACACACAGCUAGUUAGUGGCAAGACAGGAUUUGAAUCAGGUAGCCUGACCCGCAGAGUUCAAGUGCUGUGCAUGUUCCCUGCUCCCCACUUCUUGUUGAAGAAUUGGGGCCAGGGAAACUAACAGAGGUGGGCGUAAAAAAUAUGGCAGGUCCAUUCCUGGUAGGUUCUGGAAUGUUGUUCCCACCACCUUCUGUCCAGGUUAGCCUGAGGCUCUACCCACACCCAUGUUCUCCUGGCCCAGGCACCCAGCCCACGAGGUAGUUUGUGUCCAUGGGGAUUGAGGGCCCCAACUCAGAGGCCCUUUCCCAGGAGGGACCCCAUACAGCAAAGGAGACUGCCAGCCAGGGGACUUCCAAAGGGGUUGUGAGGGUCAGGUUGUCUGGGAGAGGCAGGGGAGGCACCAGGGAGGAGGUGGGACCUGGAGAAGGUUCUUUGAGGAUUCCAGUCUCGAAUGGGUCCCACUUCUCAGCAAAGCCCACCGUGGUCACCCGAAGUCUACUGCUUUGGAGCAGACAGAGUCUGGCCUAAGAUUCCACUCCCCACCCUGGGUGCACCUGAGAUACAGGGACAGGCUGGCCCCAAGGCCGGACGGGGCGGUUUCAGCUCAUUCCUCCAGGAAUGGCCACCAACAGACAGUUCGAGCCCAACUUCUGAUCCCCUGCUCUCCAUCCCACCCCCAGGAGGGGCCUUUCAGCCCCAGAGUAGCUGAGGUGGGGGAAGUGCCUGUGGAUGCCCCUCCCCCAAUACAGAACCCAGCCCCCCUCUGCCUGGGAGUGUGCUUGGUUCCCUCUGGGCAGGAAACUUGCCCCAGUCUAGGAGGAAAUGGCUCAGUUAGGUGAGCACAAGGCCAGCCCCUUGCCAGAGCCAGACUGGACACCGGGUUCCAACUCGGGCCUGAUGUUUUUGCUGGAAGGUUCCCUGGCCUCCCAGCCCCCCACACAGCCCGGGACCCGGUGGGGACAGGGUUGGGAGGAGAUUGGACUUGGCAGUCCUUUCCUUUUUAUGGGCACAGGGACUGUUUUCCAAACAAAAAUUGGGCCACGUGGGCUGGAAUAGUAUUCUUUUCUUAUCUAUUAAAUUAUUUUUGUGAAAAAUCUGACAAGGGUAUAAAAAUUAGAUCACUCUAGUGAGCCCUACCAGACAAAGAGAACUAGGCCUGAAGUGCAGAGGGUAGAGGGGAUCGAAAAGGUGCGGUCUGCAACAGGGCCAUGAAGCUGAACUUGUUCUGCCAUGGACCAUGAGAUCCCAAAUCCUGGGCCCGAGACAACAUCCUUCUGAAGAGGUGGGAAACCCGAGCCCCAGUCCCUGCUGAGAGGGAACGGUACCUCUGGAGCACCUGGGGUUGGGGUGAGCCUUCCUCCUCCCUCCUGAGCCCCCGCACCUGUGGGUUUUCUGAGCUAUGGCAUUGUCCCUCUUGAUGUCCUGCAUUCCUUCCCCUAUUACCGAACAUCUGCAUGGGGCGAGGCUCUGGGGCAAACCCUGAGGAUGAGCAAGAUGCCCAAGUAGCAACUGGUGCUGGAAAAAAAAAAAAAAAAAAGUUGGGCCUGGGGACAGAGUGACGGGGGUGAAGGAGGGUGUAUUUGUCAUCUACAGCUAUGUAGCAAAUGGCCCUGAAACAGCAGCGUAAAGCAACAGACGCUUAUCGUCUCGCUUUUUCUGGGGGUUGGGAAUCCAGGUGCAGCUUGGCUGGGUCUUCUGGCUCAGAGUCUCACAGGCCACAGUCAAGGUGUCACCUAAGGCUGUGGUGUCAUCCUAAGGCUCGACUGGAGCAGAAUCCACUUCCAGUCUCACUCACGUUGCUGUCGGCAGGAUUCCGUCUAUCACGGGCUAGUGGACCGAGGGGCUCAGUUCCUCUCUGGCUAUUGGCCAGGGUCUCCCUCAGUUCCUUGCCACGUGGCCCUCUCCAUAGGGCAGCCCACGACAUGGCAGCCAGCUUCCCUCUGUGAUGCAAGUCAGGGAGACAGACAGAAGAUGAGCAGGACAGAAGUCACUGUCUUUGUAACCCCGUGUUAAAAGCGACAUCCCACUCUUCUGCUCUAUUCUGUUGGUUAGAAGCAAGUCGCUGGGUCUAGCCCACCCUUUAGAGAAAGGGAUUACACAAGGGCAUGGCAGAGGGUGGGGGUUCUCAGGGGGCCGUUUUAGAAGCUGCCUUCCACAGAAGGCUUCUUUGAGGAGACCUGAAUGGACUGCAGGAGCAGGCCAAGCGGAAAGCUGAGGGAAGAACACCCCAGGCUGAGAGAACGGCACGGGUAAAGGCCCUGAGGUGGGAACAAGCUGGGAGAAUCCAGGAACAGCAGGAAAUUUAGCAUGGCUGGAGCCUCACAGAGAGGAUGGAGUGGCGGGAAUGAGGUCACAGAGGUGGGCAGGGACCAGAUUGCUCAGGGCCACAGCCAGCAUUAGGAAUUUAUUCCCCUGUGACGGGCAGCUAGUGGAGGGUUUGCACAUGGAGGUGACAUAA
This is a messenger RNA of Lagenorhynchus albirostris (white-beaked dolphin), 5153 nucleotides long. It is a transcript of the gene TMEM82, whose product is annotated as transmembrane protein 82. The record is from RefSeq and is a predicted model, not a curated record. The transcript has 5 exons. Bases 351 to 1736 code for a protein of 461 amino acids. NCBI's taxonomy places the organism in Eukaryota, Metazoa, Chordata, Mammalia, Artiodactyla, Delphinidae.